Molecule: messenger RNA, 1500 nt
Organism: Aureobasidium musti
Lineage: Eukaryota; Fungi; Ascomycota; Dothideomycetes; Dothideales; Saccotheciaceae
Source: the annotation of a GenBank genome assembly
AUGGAUGUGCAUAUGUGGAAGAGAUUCUCAGGCCUCCUCAAGGCACGCGGUAUCGCCAAGAUCAAGGAAGUGACGUUCAUCCUCGAAUAUGGUGCUACUGCCGCCAGAUCAAAAGACAAAAUCUGGACAACUGAAUUGAUGUCCCAGUCCUCCCAUUCUCUUACACGCAAGACUCCUGGUGAUUCUGUAGCAGAACACGUCACUGACGAGCAAGCUCUUCGCAAUCUGGUCUGCGAGUAUGUGACUCGCCGCUCAACUACCUCACAAAGCCCAAGUGCUACAACUCCAAGUCUAGAUCAUGGUAGCAACAACAUCUACGGUAGCAUCACGAAUGCCAGCACAGAUAUAUCACUCGGUGGCUUGAAUAUGGAUUAUCACUUUGAUUACGCUCCGUUCUCUACGGCCCACAUGAAUAAUACCGAGCCUAUCCAGAAUAUCACAAUUCAGACAACUCCGCAAGACUGGCUCUUGCAGCGAUGGGAUCCCGUACUACCUACCCCAGCAGCACCAUCACCCAUCCCGACCGCUGUAAUGACGCCCACCGUAUCUCUGGAUUAUCGCGAGCCUUCUAAAGAGAUCAACAUGACUGUGGAAGAGAUUUCUUCUGCGUUGCCCGCCGACAAAGUCAUAAAGAUGUUGCGCUCAUAUCCUGUAUCCUUAGCAUCUGACGGAUAUCACACAUCGCUUCUACAUCGUGAACUGUAUAACGUCUCUACCUCGGACAUCACGGCAUUGCCUAGAUCUUCAACAGCCAUCACGUGUGCGUUGAGUCUAGAAAAUACUAGGAAUGUAUCGUUUCUGAAGCGUGCAACGAUUGCUGAGCGCCAACGUCUUGUUGAAGCAUUUUCUGCUUGCAUUGAUGAAUGGGAUGCUUUACAUGCCAUGUGGCUUUACGAAAUGAUGGAGCUGCCCGACAUCGAAGAUGAUGCCAUGAACAAUUGGAAGCCCGGAUCCCGGACCAAAGGGCUGAACUUGCCGAUUGUACUCAAGAUGACCCGUCGAUUUUGUCAAUCGCACCCAGAAGCGACAGAUCCUUCUGCAGAAAUGAACCGCGACUCGCGGGUUCGAUAUGUUUCGGCGCCAUCAGCGUGGAUGACUUGGCUGGUAGCAGAGACUGCUCGUAGAACAAUCUUUCUGGCACACAUCGUCAACUACUAUGCCACAAAAGACCCCAAGACUGGCGAAGUUUCACCUUAUUAUGAGUCACUAAACGAUGAGAUGAUCUGGAACAUGCCUCUUCCAUGCUCUUCAGCUGCCUGGAAAGCACGAACCGAACAGGAAUGGCUAGACGUUCUGCGCAAGGAACAUAAGGUAAUGGCUACCGAAGGCCAAUAUACCCUUCUCUCGGAAAUUUUCAGUAAUGAGCCGACCAUUAGUUCGUUGCUCGCGAAAUUCACCAAGGACCAAUUGAGGCUACACUUUUCUGGAGAAAUGGGUCUUGACGAGUCUGACUCGUUACGCAAUCUGAUCAUACAUUGUGCUCUUGAGCAGAGUCCCUGA